Messenger RNA from Carassius auratus (goldfish), 2935 nucleotides. RefSeq names its product cell wall adhesin EAP1-like. The record is from RefSeq and is a predicted model, not a curated record. Bases 1043 to 2137 code for a protein of 364 amino acids. NCBI's taxonomy places the organism in Eukaryota, Metazoa, Chordata, Actinopteri, Cypriniformes, Cyprinidae. The transcript is spliced from 2 exons.
GAUCCUGCCCUGACAGUCUUGUCUGUACUGUCUUUGUUCAAUGUGUCUUUGUUUAUUUUGUGCCUGAGCACAUGGUUGUGUCUCUUGUGUCUACCACGUGCUCCUCUUGUCCCACCUCCUUGUUUUCCCUGGUCACGCCCUCUUGUUUAGUCCCUAUUAGUCAGAGUGUUGUCACCUGUUUCUCAUGUCUCUGUAUGCUCUUAUUGUGAUCAUUUCCCUCCUGUGUUUGCCGGUUCGUUUUGUGUGUGAGUUAGUGUCUGCUUAGCGUGCUAGCUUUUCUAAACUAAUAGCGGUUUUCCCUUGUCAGUUUAAGUCUGGUAUUUCUUAGUUUAAGUUUAUCUUGUCACUGUUUAUUCUAGUCUAGUUUAAGUGUUUCUUUUUGUUUGGAUCUCACUUUUAAUUUGACUUAAGUUUGACUUGUUCUUUAAAGUGUUUAUUUUCCCCUUUUGAGUUAUUUUCUUGGUUAGUCUUCCAGUUAUUUCUAGAACUUUGAUUUGCAUUUGUUUCUUUACCUUUUUAGUUUACUUUGGUUAUUUCCCUAGUUAAUCUGGUUUCUAGGUCAUAGCACCCUUGUCUGAUUUUUGCCCUUGUAUUAUUAUUAUUAUUAUUAUUAUUAUAGUUGUUGUUGUUGUUCUCAUGUUGUCUUAAGUCUUGUCUAGUGUCUUGUGAGUUCUGUCUGUUCCUGUCUUGCCCGCUGCCUUCUCCCUGGCUACUGGGUCUCCCCGCCUGGAGGUCUGACGUGUGUGGCUGUACCGCUAUAGUCAAGUGCCCUUGGUUCCUGGUGUUGUGGUCUGGUCCCUUGCACAGCCUCUACAGUCCUGCACUCGGUUGUCACCCAGAGCCCCCCUCGGCGGUCAUCCCCCCCCAACUGCCUGCUCCACUGUCUACCCAUCUACCCAAUCCUUCUGUCUGGACUGUUCAAGCCACUCCCUCCUAUCGUGCUUUGUCUUUUGUCAAUAAACAUUUCUUGUUCACUCUGCAUCUGGGUCCUCUCCCUCAGUAACCCUGACAGAACGAACCGGCCAAGUCAGGACCCAGCAGAAUGAGUAUCAAGAUCCUACCCCCUGCAAAUGCUCAGGAGAGACUGGCCCGCCAGCAAGGCCUGGGUGCACUUCGGCAGCAGGGGCAAGAGGUGAGGGCCUUUGCCCAAUUCUUUUGGACUAUGUCUAGGGGCCUUGAGUAUCAGGAUGCAGCCCUUAAGGAUGUCUUCAACCUCUGUUUGGAUGAUCCACUGCCUCAGUGGGAGAUGGAGCAAUUGAGGAUCUUGGACUUUUGGAACUUUUCCAAUUAUUUGCACCACCGCAAGGAUUGGCAGAUACUUACACCACCAGAGUCCCCCUACAGUGAUCACCCCACUCUCACUCCAUCGAGUCAAGUCCCUGAUCAUCUUUUGACUCCCACUGAGAAAAGGAGAGUGAGAAGGAGGGCAGCCAAAGCUGCUGCAUCUGUCAUGGAGGCCUCUGUGCUGGUUCCAGCCUCCGAAUUGGCUGAGUCCCUCACAGUCACGUCUGAGUCAACCAAGUGCUCUGAAGCGGUCAAGCUCAAGGAAGUUGUGAGGGAGGUUCCCCUGUUAGCCCCUGUUCCUGUGCCAGUCAAGCCUAUUUUAGUCCAUUCCAAGUCAGUCAAGUCCAGUCCUGAAAAUUCUGUGUCAAUGUCAGUUCAUGUAAGUCAAGAUGUAGGUGAUGUGAAUGCUUACAGGCCUGGGAGACGAAAGGGUAGGAGGGCCCGCGCCAAGAGAACUAGAGACCUUAGUCUGGAGAUCCCUCCUGCAGUUUCCCUGGGUGAUCUCAAGUGGCCUGCUGCUUCAGUCAUGACCAUGGAGUCCAGUGGUGAGCAGCCAGCUCCAGAGCUCACUCCAGUGUCUGCUCCAGCCCCUGUGUCUAGCCCACAGAGGACUCCAAUCUUGGUGGCCCCAGCGGGCAAUUCCACAGCCCUCGAGGGCGGUCAAGAACCCACUCCCGAGUCUGUUCCAGUAGCCCCGGAGGGCAGCUCAGCAGCCCCUGAGGGCGGUCAAGAACCCACUCCCGAGUCUGUUCCAGUAGCCCCAGAGGGCAGCUCAGCAGCCCCUGAGGGCGGUCAAGAACCCACUCCGGAGUCAGUUUCCAGUAGCCCCGGAGGGCAGCUCAGCAGCCCCUGAGGGCGGUCAAGAACCCACUCCCGAGUCUGUUCCAGUAGCCCCGGAGGGCAGCUCAGCAGCCCCUGAGGGCGGUCAAGAACCCACUCCCGAGUCAGUUCCAGUAGCCCCGGAGGGCAGCUCAGCAGCCCCUGAGGGCGGUCAAGAACCCACUCCGGAGUCAGUUCCAGUAGCCCCGGAGGGCAGCUCAGCAGACCCUGAGGGCAGUCAAGAAUCCACUCACGAGUCAGUUCCAGUAGCCCCAGAGGGCAGUCCAGAACCAAGUCCGGAGCCCAUUCCUGCAACCCCAGGGGGCCCUCAAGAAUCAGUCCCUGAGUCCAUUCCUGCAGCCCUGGAGGGCAGUUCGUCCACCCGCCAGGCCACUCAAAGGUCAGUCUCUGACCCCAUUCCUGCCGCCCCAGGGGGCAGUUUAUCAGCUUCUGAGUCUCUUCCUGUGGCCCAGGAGGGCUUUUCGACAGUCCCCACAAACAAUCCACAGUCGCCUUUGGAGCCUGGUCCAGAGAACCCUAAUCUCUUUGAGGCCAUUCCAGAAUCCCUUGCUAGUCAUGUCUUGCCAACCAAGAAUACCCGGCAAUCCAACCUGAAUACCCAGUCCAGUUGGCAACCCUUGCCUGUGAGAGGUGUUCCUGUAGGGAGAGGUGCCACCAGCCAUGACCCCACCUUUGCAGAGUCGGAUAGACCGGGCUUCCCCAAGCCGGCAGCACCCUGGCCUAACCAUUCCCCUGGAACCUUUUCCACCCCUCCCAGCCCACCCCCUGUUUUCCCUGAUAGGCCUGGAUUUCCAAGGUUUUCAUCCCACCC